Messenger RNA from Xylona heveae TC161, 1065 nucleotides. Its product is annotated as 60S ribosomal protein L11. Gene Ontology annotation, molecular function: structural constituent of ribosome; RNA binding. Lineage: Eukaryota; Fungi; Ascomycota; Xylonomycetes; Xylonales; Xylonaceae. The record is from RefSeq and is a predicted model, not a curated record. Bases 73 to 603 code for a protein of 176 amino acids. Gene Ontology annotation, biological process: translation. Gene Ontology annotation, cellular component: ribosome; cytosolic large ribosomal subunit. The transcript is spliced from 4 exons.
ACUGGAAGUUCAACCUUUCGUGACCCCGACCGACGCAACGACACGACCCUCGACAAUAACCGGCUUAUCGAGAUGGCGGAAUCCGGCAAAGACAAGAGCGCCAACCCCAUGCGGGAGCUGCGCAUCCAGAAGCUCGUCCUCAACAUCUCCGUCGGCGAGUCUGGUGACAGACUUACUCGUGCCGCCAAGGUGCUCGAGCAGUUGAGCGGUCAAACUCCCGUGUACAGCAAGGCCCGUUACACCGUCCGUACCUUCGGUAUCCGUCGUAACGAAAAGAUUGCCGUCCACGUCACCGUCCGUGGCCCCAAGGCUGAGGAGAUUCUCGAGCGUGGUCUCAAGGUCAAGGAGUACGAGCUGCGGAAGCGCAACUUCUCCGAGACUGGCAACUUCGGUUUCGGUAUCAGCGAGCACAUCGACUUGGGUAUCAAGUACGACCCUGGUAUUGGUAUCUACGGCAUGGACUUCUACUGCUGCAUGACCCGCCCUGGUGAGCACGUCGCCAAGCGCCGACGGGCCAAGUCCAGCAUCGGUACCAACCACAAGAUCUCCGCCAACGAGACCAUGAAGUGGUUCAAGAACCGGUUCGAGGGUAUCAUCCGGUAAACUACCCGUUUGCACAAAAAAGGGGGGCACGGGGUUGUGGUUUUCUUUUUGUCUGGCGAAACCAUGAAAGCCAAAAAUGGGUAGUCGGUUGCACAGAGGCCUGUAUCUAGUGCCUUUAUUGGCGUGUCUACUAUCAAAUGGGAGCUUCUUUGCAAUUCCGAUCAAUGGAGGCUUCACACGGGUGAUGUUCCGCAUAACCAUUGGUGGUUGCGUUUGCCUAUCGUGAUGUCAGAUGCGCCAGUACAAGGUGCCCAGAUAUGGAGCAAACAAAACACACAACACCAAGCCAACGGUUAUAUCCUGGUCUCCUUUUUCUUCCCUCGAGGAGACCAGGGGUUCUGAUGACUCGUCGCUGAUGACCCAGGAACAUCGGUCCGCCCAAACAAUUCUUCCCAAAAGGUCGUAGUUACAUGACUUCGGUUGACAGGACCGCCCCAAAUGUCAUGAUUCUCCAUUCUCCCU